Tyto alba (common barn owl) is the source of this 5604-nucleotide messenger RNA. It is a transcript of the gene GSTCD, whose product is annotated as glutathione S-transferase C-terminal domain containing. The record is from RefSeq and is a predicted model, not a curated record. The transcript is spliced from 13 exons. Lineage: Eukaryota; Metazoa; Chordata; Aves; Strigiformes; Tytonidae. The coding region runs from base 1949 to 3832 and encodes 627 amino acids.
CGCGCGCGGGGAACGCGUCCGUUACCGAGGUGCGGCGGCGGGCAGGGGCCGGUCCCCAUCCCCGUCCCCGGGGGCGAGGGCGGCGGCGGGUCUCGGCGCAGCCCGGGGGAAGCCCCCGUUUUCUGCUUCCGCCUCCGCCUGGGCUCCCUGAGCGGCCGCGUGUGCCCUUUUUGCCGUUAGUUCGCCCUUUCGUGAGGGAGGGCUGGCUGGAGGCCUCUUGUUGAGGCGUUUGUCGGUGAAGACCGGUUGAUGGCGGGAAAGACGCUUGUAGUCUUCGUGUCGUUCGUCUGGUAUUGGGCGACUUAAGCUAAGCUUUUCGGGAAAAAAAAAAAAAAAGUGAAAAAAAAAAAAAAGGCAAAUAAAAGAUUUUCGUGUUGGCUGCCAGGUCCGAUUUUUCAGGGCCGACAAGCUGCUGAGAGAAGCUUGGAGUGGAGGUUUUAUAGACUAGGUCUGCAAAGGAAUUUUAACUUUGGUAUUUUUUUUCUGCAAUAGCCGAGUUUUAGUGUGCUGUCUUUUUAACGUUUGGCUCCUGUUUUUCUUAGCCUGUGUCUUAAUUUCCUGAAGCACUGGUAACUUUUACUUUAUUGAUACACCUGUCUGAAAUUCUAGUGUGAAGCUCUUAAUGAAAAGCUUAUAUACUUCUCUUUGGAUUCACUUGAGGAUGCAAUAGUGGCCCUAAACACACAGCAAAUUCAGCGUCUGGAUAGAAAUAUAACUCUAACCUCCAAAGUUAUCCGCCUUAAAGCACAAAUAUUACUUUGUAUUAAGUUAAAUAUUUGCUGGUGAAAAACUGUGUUUUUAAAUUACUUAUUGUGUUGACCAUUUCUCAAAUGUUGACGUGUCUGUUUACCAAAAGUUCUGUUUUACCAUGUAGUAACCAACAAAUAAAUGACAUUUUUCAGGAACUAAAAGGAAGAGGAAGUUUAUGUACGUUAUUUUUAUUUUUUUAAUUUUCCUGGGAAACAUUUGUUUUUAAACCAGCUGUUUUCUUAAUUAUGUUGUGAACUGUUAUUUAGUGGAUGUUGAAAGGGAAGAAGAAACGGUAACAAACAGUAAAGUUAGUGAAAAUUAUACUUACUUAAUGUUUAUUAUUUUUAAAUAGCCAAGAUGAUUUUUAUACCAAAGGUAGACAACAUUAUUUAUAUUGUCAUCAAGUUACAUUGUAAAUCCUGUAAUGUUCAUUGCUUUUCUCUUUCCCACUUUCACCAGUGGCUACUGUAAAUACGGCCAGUAUAGAAUAAAAAAAAAAAAAAAUCUGUUCCCACAGAAUUUGCAGUCUAAAUAGAGGGAAAAAAGUGCGAGGAAAAAUAUUGUGAGUGAAUAGUGUAAUGUCUUGUAGGUUUUAUUAGUUCUGUGUUCCAUUUUUUCUUUUAUUGUGUAUGUCUGUGGCUGCUUUUGUCUUAGUAAGCUGCCAAGCGAUCCAUAAAUUUAUCACAUUUAAUGGAGAGGUAGUGGUUACUUAAAAUACUUAAAGUGAGAACAGGCAACCAGGUAAGCUAUUAAGUCUUUCAGGGGAAAGGCUGCGCAUAAAGGCACAAGGAAGAUGUACUCUGCAGAGCCAAAAUAGUGCAGAAAUUGACUAUGUUAUAAAGUCUUGUUUCCUGUAUUUUUUGUUUCUAAGUGUCUCUGCUUAGAGACGAGAUAUUAGGAAGAAAUCUCUGAAGCAAAAGAUGGGAGAGGGAUGGGGUAUGGCAGUGUAAGAGCGUACAAUUCAGUUGAAGUGAUGCUGCAAGAAGAUACUGUCACAGGAAAAAUUCAGGAAACAGAGAUGCAAGUUCUUUGGCAACUGUAAAGGACCUGUGUCCCUGGACCACCACGCUGGGCACGGCAGAGGAGAGAAAUAGCUGGAGGAUGCAAACUGGAGCUUAAAGUGCAACAUUUCUUUUGUUUUCCUGCUGAGUGAAGCACAUUUUUUCAUCCUUUGAAGGAACUUCAGCUUAAAAGGAAGAUGAAAGAUAGUGUCACUGAAGAACAUUUAUAUUUGGGUUUUUCUCAUAAGUGCAGAGAUAGUAUCUUUCCUCUUCAUACAUCCAUUUCACUGUUUUUGCUAUCCUACUGUGACUGCAAAUUAUUCAAAAUUUUCUUAGUGCCGACUGGUGAAGAUGUGGAUGAUCAGUUUGUGACAAAAAACCUUCUUGGCGAUCUUGAAGUCCAUUUAAUCUCCAGAUGCCAGCUUCCAAUGGUUGUGCAGAGCUGCUCUUUACCUGCUGUUGUCGUGAAAGAUGGCAAGUUCUGCCGAGCUGGGCUUUCUGUUGUUUUAAGGCAUAUAGUACAGAAAACAUACGAGGCAGAUCCAUCUAAAAAGGAUGUUUUGGAACUCUUAGGCUUUAAGAAGACCUGCUUAAAAGCCUGUGCUGAAGUUAGCCAGUGGACCAGACUUUGUGAGAUAAGCAUACCUCUGGCUGUUGAAGGAUUUUUGACAGCGUCUCCUGAGCACUGUCAGGCUAUUCCUCCUGAUAUUUUACAGCUUGAAAGGAAGCUUGGAGAACCUGUCCGAGUACAUAAUGAUGACAAAAUUCGAAGGCAAAAACUUCAACGGCAGAAGUCAGGCGCCAAGGCUGCAGUGCCUGUACUUGGUAAAAACACAACAGAGGAAGGAAAACCAGUGGAAGUGCAUGAACAUUCACUCCCAGGUUUGGAACUGAGCAUAGCUUUCUCCAAGCUACUUGUCCAAGAAGUAUCAGAUACAGUCAACAGGGAAGCCCCUCACAUCAGAAGAACAAAAACCUCUGACCUUCCGCUUUUGGACCAUGUUUUUGCAGAAGGACUUUACUUUACCUUGACAGAUAUAGUGCUUUUGCCAUGCAUCCAUCAGUUCUUGGUUUCCAGCAAAAAACAAGGCAAAAAUUUGGUAAAUUUGCCUCUCAUAUCCAGUUGGUAUCGAAGAGUUCAAGAAGUACCUGGAGUAAAGAAAGCUGCUGGCAAAUGCAAUAUGGCAUUUCUCCAGCUUCCAGAGUUGAUGUCUGCUCCAGCGGAACAGCUACAAGACUUCUCUUCAGUUCCUGAUGAAUUAAAAGAGGAGAAUGAAGACACUCAUUUUAUAGGUGGCCCAAGGCCAACUAUGACUAAGUUAAUGGAAAAUGGUAUUGAAGCAAAGUUUUCUCCUCAUCCAUGCCCCAGCUGGACCCUAGACUGGACCAGUCUACCAUCUGCAGUCAAUCCUGGAGAAGGAAAGAUGUCGAGAGACCGGGCUCUGAGGAAGCAGCAGCAAUUGAAUAAUUUGGUAGCAGCAGUGACAAAGCUUGCUAAGCCGGGAGAUGUGAUUGUGGAUUUUUGCAGUGGAGGGGGCCAUGUUGGAAUUGUUCUUGCUCACAUGAUGCCAUCAUGUCAGGUGGUGCUCAUAGAAAAUAAGGAGUUGUCUCUGAUCCGUGCUAAAGACAGAAGUGAUGAACUAGGUUUAAACAACAUUUGGUUCAUUCAAGCAAAUUUGGACUAUUUUCAUGGGACUUUUAACAUUGGGGUGGCUCUGCAUGCGUGUGGUGUGGCAACAGACAUGGUGAUCGAACACUGCAUCAAGUCACGGGCAGCCUUUGUCAUCUCCCCUUGUUGUUACGGCUUCAUUCAAAACACAGUGAAGUUUAAAUAUCCACGAAGUCAUCAGUUCAAAGAAAUUUUGUCCUACAAGGAGCACAUGAUCCUUUGCAGAUUUGCAGAUCAGACAGCUAUUCAGCUUCCAUCUGAACGCAGGCUAAUCGGAAAGCAGUGUAUGGGACUUGUGGAUCUGGAUCGAGCAUGGGCUGCAGAAGAACGUAACUACUCUGUCCAAGUUAUAUCUAUGGAGCCAGAGAGUUGUUCUCCAAAGAACAAUAUGUUUGUGGGCAUCCCUACUUAGAGUGUGAAACUUGCAGUUGAUUUGAAGCUGAACAUAAAUCUUCAGUGCAUAAUAAUAUCCAUCAGAUGCAAGCAUAGCUGGGAACCAGACAUCGUGCAUCUUGAACCCAUUGUGUUUGGGAAGGAAGCAGCGCAGAAAGUCUUAGAAAGUGAACUGCAUGCGGAAUAUCACAAAUUGUACUUGUGUCAUUAAGCAACUUUGGGUUCUCUUACUGAAAAGUUUCUGGAUCUAAUGACUGUGCAUGGAAUCAUAUCCAUCUGUAAAGGUUUAGAAAAAAGUUGGUCUCAUUGAAGGGAAGGUGAUUUCCUUUCACGUAAAGCUGCCUUCGCUGCUUCAAAAUUGCAUUCAUGUUCAAAACUGCAUUUGUGUUCAUAAGCAGAGCAGUUAUCAGCCAAUAAUGCAGAUCACUAGAGGAACAGAAAAGAUCAGGUUCAUGGUGUUAGUGAAGAAGGUUGUGAAAUGGGUGGUGUCUUGACUUUGCUGAAGAAUUCCAUGCUACAGUAGAAAGAUUAUUUUUAGUAAAAGUUCAUCAGAAUACUUUGGGCAUUAUUCUGCUUAUCAAAAAUGUAUUCUAACUUACUAAUAUUUUUAAAAAGACUUUAAAAUUAUCUUUAUUACACAAGUAUUCUGUAACCAGACAUCUGAAAGUGUGUUUAGUUAAAGAAAGCAAACCCCUAAUUAUCCAUUGACCAGAUAGAGCGAGCUAGAGAUGAUGUCAGUGAGUAGACACUUCACUGCCACUUCUGCUCAUUGAAGUGUAUUGCUUCCCAUUCUUAAGAAAGUUGCAGUCAGAAGAAAUUUUUAAGGACAGUUCAUGUGUCUGUACACAUCAUCUUCACUGAUUUUGCAUUCAGUUUGAAAUUUGAAGAAAGUUGGGGUUGUGGAACAAUUUGAAAAGAUCAACCACACUCAUGUUACUGUAAAAUGAAAAUAAAUGUUCUUCUGUGCUUUGAUUAGUAGGUAGUUUUCUACCCUAAUUUAAAAUCAUCUGUUGACACUAGCACAAUGGAAAAUAGCUCCUAAUGAGACUUUUACUGCAUGUUUAUGGGUUUAUUAUGUUUAUAAAUUCUGCCAUGGUUUAAAUAUGUCUGAAGUUUGGUCAGUGUGAACGUACCUUCAGUGCAUGAGGCAAACAGAAUUACAAACAAUAGGUAUUGAAGGAAAAAAAGGAUCCUGGAAUGUUUUAUUCUUCGUGAAACUUGUAUCUCUAAAAAAUCUAAAUGCUUGGAGGUUUUUAACGUGAAGACUGAAGGACGCUGGACAUUUUUUUGGAAGCACAAAGGUAAGAAGAUAGGUAUGAAUUAAUACCUUUUAGUUUGAGUUCUUCAGUCAAUAAUGAUGGAGUACUUUUUCUCCAGCUUUUUAUAGUUACAGGAGCAACUGGAAUUUGGAAGAACACAUAGCAAAGGUAUGUGGCAAUGCCAAUUGCCUCCAGGAUUUUCUCUCAUACUUGUCCAAAGAGAAAGUUUUUAAGAUAGCAGUACGUCAAAUCUGAACAUUAUUCAUGAUAAAUUACUUUAUUUAGAACUCCAGAUACUACAUAUGGAGUGUGAAAAUGUCUCUUCAUUACCUUUUUUUGCUGGAAGAAGGACUUACCAAGGUGAGACACUUGAUGAAAGCUUUGAUGCUGUUUACAGUAAGGAUUUUCACGAUGCUCUGCUCCAGGCAAUGGAUACCAGUAUGAGUGUUUUAAUUAUGAUAAUGUUGAAUAUUUGGCAUGGUCUGAUAUUACACAAUAAUAGCUUUCAGUAAAGCAAAAAACUGUGCUGUUA